Molecule: messenger RNA, 3620 nt
Organism: Octodon degus (degu)
Lineage: Eukaryota; Metazoa; Chordata; Mammalia; Rodentia; Octodontidae
Gene: Ppp4r1
Product: protein phosphatase 4 regulatory subunit 1
Exons: 20
Coding region: 1-2907 (968 amino acids)
Biological process (GO): protein dephosphorylation
Molecular function (GO): protein phosphatase regulator activity; protein binding
Source: RefSeq, a predicted model, not a curated record
AUGGGGGAGACGAGGGCGUCCGCGUUAGGAAUCCUUCAGCGCGGGGGUGACGUCCGGGUGGAACCGCUGCCUGUUGAAGUCGGCCGGAAGCCCCGCCAAGAAGGCUCUGCCAGUGGUACAGGUAAAAAGGUUGGUGUGGAUGACUACAGCUCAGAGUCUGAUGUGAUUAUUAUGCCUUCAGCCCUGGACUUUGUCUCUCAAGAUGAAAUGUUGACACCAUUGGGAAGAUUGGACAAGUAUGCUGCAAGUGAGAACGUGUUUAACAGACAAAUGGUGGCUCGGAGUUUGCUGGAUACGUUGAGGGAAGUCUGCGAUGAUGAAAGAGACUGCGUUGCUGUUCUGGAAAGAAUUAGCAGAUUAGCUGAUGAUUCAGAGCCCACGGUGCGUGCAGAGCUGAUGGAGCAGGUGCCUCACCUCGCCCUGUUCUGCCAGGAGAGCCGGCCUUCCAUCCCCUGCGCCUUCUCCAAGUACUUGCUGCCUGUCGUGGUGCGGUAUCUGGCAGAUCAGAACAACCAGGUGAGAAAAACGAGCCAGGCAGCUCUGCUGGCACUGCUGGAGCAGGAGCUGAUUGAGCGCUUUGAUGUGGAGACCAGAGUGUGCCCUGUCCUCAUCGAGCUGACUGCACCCGACAGCAAUGACGACGUGAAAACAGAGGCCGUGGCUAUAAUGUGCAAGAUGGCGCCAAUGGUUGGGAAGGACAUCACGGAACGCCUCAUCCUCCCUCGCUUCUGUGAGAUGUGUUGUGACUGCCGGAUGUUCCAUGUUCGGAAGGUCUGUGCAGCUAAUUUUGGGGAUAUUUGCAGUGUCGUUGGCCAGCAAGCCACUGAGGAAAUGUUGCUGCCCAGGUUUUUCCAGCUUUGUUCUGACAAUGUGUGGGGAGUCCGCAAGGCGUGUGCCGAGUGCUUCAUGGCAGUCUCGUGUGCAACAUGUCAAGAAGUCCGACGGACCAAGUUAUCAGCACUGUUUAUUAAUUUGAUCAGUGAUCCUUCACGCUGGGUACGCCAAGCAGCCUUUCAGUCCCUGGGACCUUUCAUAUCAACCUUUGCUAAUCCAUCCAGCUCAGGCCAGUAUUUUAAAGAAGAAAGCAAAAGUUCAGAAGAUAUGUCGGAAGAUAAAAAUAGGCUUGGCAAUCAAGGCGUGCCAGAGGACGUCCCUCCAGCCCUCGGUGUCCUCGGCCCCAGCGCCGGGCUGGAGUGCACACCGGCAGACAGUGGCACCAGAGCCCCGCAGGACUGUGCAUGGGAGCUGAGCCGUCCCACAGGCAGCCCUUCUCUUAGUCGUUUGUCCUUGGAGUCCUGCCCAGAAGCAGCUGGUGGUGACAAGAGUGAAAGGCCUGAUGGCUGCGAGUCUGCAUUCCAGCUGGAAGCUGACACCACUCCCCAAGACUCGGCCCUCCUGGACCAGGAACUCUACAACUCAUUCCACUUCUGGAGGACUCCUCUUCCCGAAAUAGAUCUGGACACUGAGCUGGAGCAGGACUCUGGAGCAAGCCUCGUCCUGGAGAGGCCAGAGGAGGUGCCUGAAGACCUCGCGCCGGGCUCUCCGAACAUCAGCAUGGCCACUAGGAAGGAGCUGGAGGAGAUGAUAGAAAACCUAGAGCCCCACACCGAUGACCCUGAUGUCAGAGCGCAGGUGGAGGUGCUGUCAGCCGCCCUGCGCGCCUCCGGCCUGGACACCCACACGGAGGCUGUCGGCGUGGAAAAGAGUGCCGAGCUGCAAGACGAACCGGGUAUAAAUGAGCUACCAAAUUGUAAAAUAAAUCAAGAUGAUUCUGUGCCUUUAAUCAGCGAUGCUGUUGAGAGCGUGGACCCCGUGCUUCACUACGUCCACAGCGACUCGGAUGUGAGUACCAGCAGCAGCUUCAGCCCGGAUGAGGAGAGGAGACCCAAAGUGCAGGAUGUGGUGCCUCAGGCUCUGCUGGAUCAGUACUUAUCCAUGACCGACCCCUCCCGCGCACAGACAGUGGACACGGAGAUCGCCAAGCACUGUGCAUACAGCCUGCCCGGGGUAGCCCUGACCCUCGGCAGGCAGAACUGGCACUGCCUGAGAGAGACCUAUGAGACCCUGGCCUCUGACAUGCAGUGGAAAGUGCGGAGGACCUUGGCCUUCUCCAUUCACGAGCUCGCAGUCAUCCUUGGAGACCAGCUGACAGCUGCAGAUCUGGUUCCAAUUUUUAAUGGAUUUCUAAAAGACCUCGAUGAAGUCAGGAUAGGAGUCCUUAAACACUUGCAUGAUUUUCUGAAGCUUCUUCAUAUUGACAAAAGAAGAGAAUAUCUGUAUCAACUCCAGGAGUUUUUGGUGACAGACAAUAGUAGAAACUGGCGCUUCCGGGCCGAGCUGGCUGAACAGCUAAUCUUACUUCUUGAGCUGUACAGCCCCAGGGAUGUUUACGAUUAUCUGCGCCCCAUUGCUCUGAACCUGUGUGCAGACAAGGUGUCCUCUGUCCGCUGGAUCUCCUACAAACUGGUCAGCGAGAUGGUGAAGAAGCUGCACAUGGCCUCACCGCCAACUUUUGGCACAGACCUCAUCCGGGAGCUGGUGGAGAACCUUGGCAGGUGUCCGCGCUGGUCGGGCCGCCAGGCCUUCGUCUUCGUGUGCCAGACGGUCAUCGCGGACGACUGCCUCCCCAUGGACCAGUUCGCCGUGCACCUCAUGCCGCACUUGCUCACCCUGGCUCACGACAGAGUUCCAAACGUGAGAGUGCUGCUCGCCAAGACGUUGAGGCAGACGCUCCUCGAGAAAGAGUACUUCCUCGCCUCUGCUGGCUGCCACCAGGAGGCUGUGGAGCAGACCAUCGUGGCCCUGCAGAUGGACCCCGACAGCGAUGUCAAGUAUUUUGCCAGCACCCACCCCGCCAGCACCAAAAUCUCCGAAGACGCCAUGAGCACGGCCUCGUCCACCUACUAGUGGGCCCCAGCCUCGGGCCACGUCCCGUGGGGUGAUGGCAACAGCAGGGCGGGUUUCGCCCCUCGAGGUCACAGUCAAGAGCAAGUACCCGCGCUGUCUUACCUUGCCCGGAGGGAAAAGCAUUUCUCAGCGGAUUCUCACUGUCACCAAAGCCUUAACUUCCUGUCUUCCUGACGGACACUCGAAGGGCAGAACAUUUUCCUCGUGGGUGGGACAGACCUGCACGGCCCUCUCCUGGAUGAAUGAAUUCUCGCAGCCAGAAGCGUCGCACACAGACGGACGGGAAAGACCUUCAGUAUUAGCCCUCUGCCCGGCGCAGCCUGCGGGAUGUCCGAUGGGUACAAACGAGAUUUGCGUGGAUUUCUCCCAAGGGCUUGAUGCUAACACUAAGGUAGAAUCGGAUUUUAACUCUUAAAUGCAGCAUAUUGCUGUGCACUCUGGCAGAGUAUUUGCUCAGUAUCUCUGUCCUGAUCUUUUCAUGCUGGUCAUGACCGGAAGGAACUUUCUCAGCGUGGCUGUCGGGUGUUCUGGACUGGAUCAUGGUCAGCUCUGAGAUGCGACUUCCUUCACACGCUGUGCGUCUGUGCGGCCACUCAGGAGUGCUGCAGUCCUGAAUCAUGCUGUCAGAACGGUCGUGGCACAAGUUCUCUUGUCCGAAUAAAAUUUAUUAGCAAGAUCUAUAAAGAUACACACUUGUUUUCUACUUGUCUGAA